Messenger RNA from Opisthocomus hoazin, 1008 nucleotides. The record is from RefSeq and is a predicted model, not a curated record. NCBI's taxonomy places the organism in Eukaryota, Metazoa, Chordata, Aves, Opisthocomiformes, Opisthocomidae.
AUGCGUCUCAUGAUUGGGACGUCCUCGAAGCCCUCCGCCGCGCUGGAGGAGCCCAAGCCCAGCAGAAAGCAGCCGAGCCCGUGCCUCCGCUCGGUGACGGCCAGGGCGAAGGCAGACCCCAGGUUUGGGGAGAUCUUCCGCUUCGACACCCCCGUGCUGAUGUGGGACCAGCACUUCACCCCGCAGACCUGGGACAGGCUGAAGACGCGGCACGUCCCCUACGGCUGGCAGGGCUUGUCCCACGCAGGUAGGGGCACCGCCAGCGCGGGGGGCAGCGGAUGGGGCAGGGGGGCGAUGCGGGGGGGCGGCGCCCGCUGCGCGGUGGUGGGCAACGGCGGCAUCCUCAACGGCUCGCGGCAGGGCAAGGCCAUCGAUGCGCACGACCUGGUCUUCAGGCUCAACGGUGCCGUCAUCAAAGGCUUCGAGGAGGACGUCGGGACCAAGAUCUCCUUCUACGGCUUCACGGUGAACACCAUGAAGAACUCGCUCAUCGCCUACGAGGAGUACGGCUUCACCCAGAUACCCCAGGCCAAGGACCUGAAGUACAUCUUCAUCCCCUCGGACAUCCGGGACUACGUGAUGCUGAAGUCAGCCAUCCAGGGCAGCCCGGUGCCUGAGGGCUCGGACAAGGGGGACAGGCCACAGAAGUAUUUUGGGCUGGAGGUGUCUGCAGAGAAGUUCAAGCUGCUGCAUCCAGAUUUCCUGCAGUACCUGACAGCGAGGCGCCUGGGCUGGGGCGAUUUCGAGCAGCAGGGAGGUGCCUUGCGGCAGCUCGCAGUGACGGAGCUGAACCUCGGUAGCAGCCACUGGAGAAUCCACAGGAGCACUGUGUUUCAUGGGGUCAGUGCCUACGGGUUCAUCACCGCCAACUACGAGCAGUUCUCGGACCACUACUACGAGCUGGAGAAGAAGCCGCUGGUGUUCUACGCCAACCAUGACAUGAUGCUGGAGGCAGCGCUGUGGAAGAGCCUGCACCGGGCGGGCAUCAUGACCCUCUACCAGCGGUGA